Messenger RNA from Lentinula edodes (shiitake mushroom), 663 nucleotides. RefSeq lists its product as uncharacterized. Bases 1 to 663 code for a protein of 220 amino acids. The record is from RefSeq and is a predicted model, not a curated record. The transcript has a single exon. NCBI's taxonomy places the organism in Eukaryota, Fungi, Basidiomycota, Agaricomycetes, Agaricales, Omphalotaceae.
AUGAACGAAACUAUCAUUGAAUCCGGGCAAACGAAAGAAAUGCAGCUCGAGUCGCAAUCUCGGUGCGCAAGCAUCAAUCCCCAUACAACAAUCAUCCAAAUAUGUUUGUUCUUAGGAGAUAGCAGGGUGUCUCCAGACGUCGGAAGUACGACGCACACUCUUUACGAUGUGGCUCAUGAAGAGUGGGGGACCAUGGUGCAUGCAAUUUUUUCUCCUCAUGAUUCGUGUACUACCGGCACAGGGGCCUGGAUACAACUUCGCGUCGAAAGCGUCAAAGAGGAGGACGAGUAUGAGAUGACCUCACGACUUGCACGAACGGUUCUCGAAAACGAAAAGCUGCUUGUUGUGCAUUCCAUCGAUGAAUUCAUACGCCAAGCGACGGAGAUACUCGAGGAUCCCAUAGCGCAGUACACGAGUCAGCCUUUGAUAAGACUGCAACAAUCAUUGACCAGACUGGAGGAUGACGCGGAGGUAGAGGAACGAGAAGAUGAAGAUGAAGAUCUUGAAGAUCUUGAAGAGAAUGUAGAGAAUGAUGAUUCAGAGUUCCGGAUACCACUGGUUUCGCCUUGUGGGGAGGUUUCAUAUCGUGUACAGGUGCAAAAAGGCGUGCACGCCGCACUUCAGGUUCUCAUGGAAAUGGGCUUGGAAUUACGUAUGAAAUGA